AAGAAACUCUGCGGCGGACAAAUGGCCGCUUCUUUACAAGCCGCCGUCAUCACCGUGAAUAUGCCGUCACGCUCCGUCGCAAAGCUCCGGCAACCUUCACAGAGCGUCUCUAAAUCCUUCGGCGUCGAGCUGGUGACAAGCCGUGUCUCCUGCUCCCUCCACGACGAUCUUAAGAAAUUGACUAUGCAAUGCGUUGAGGCUACCAAGAUCGCCGGUUUUGCGCUCGCCACCUCUGCUCUUGUCGUCUCGAGCAAGACUUACAUGGAAGUGAAAGGAACAGGAACCGCGAACCAAUGUCCGACCAUUGAAGGUGGCUUGGAGUCGUUCGCCAUAAAGCCAGGCAAAUACUACGCCAAGAAGUUCUGCUUAGAGCCAACUUCAUUCACAGUCAAAGCCGAAGGAGUUAGCAAGAACUCCAAACCGGAUUUCCAAAACACAAAGCUCAUGACCCGCCUUACCUACACGCUCGACGAAAUCGAAGGCCCUUUCGAAGUAUCAUCCGAUGGAAAGGUGAAGUUUAUAGAGAAAGACGGUAUUGAUUACGCUGCAGUGACAGUACAACUUCCAGGUGGGGAGCGUGUGCCGUUCUUGUUCACGAUCAAGGAGCUCGUGGCGUCGGGUAAACCAGAGAGCUUUGGGGGAGAUUUCUUGGUGCCAUCUUAUAGAGGCUCGUCUUUCUUGGACCCUAAAGGCCGUGGUGGAUCUACGGGAUAUGAUAAUGCGGUUGCAUUACCUGCUAGAGGAGACGACGAAGAGCUAGCUAAGGAGAACAACAAGAACACAGCUGCUUCAGUUGGUAUGAUAACACUUGGUGUAACUAAGAGUAAUCCUGAGAGCCGUGAAGUGAUGGGUGUUUUCGAGAGUAUUCAGCCUUCGGAUACUGAUUUGGGUGCUAAGACUCCUAAGGAUGUUAAGAUCCAAGGAAUUUGGUAUGCCCAACUUGAGCAAUAA
Molecule: messenger RNA, 951 nt
Organism: Thlaspi arvense
Lineage: Eukaryota; Viridiplantae; Streptophyta; Magnoliopsida; Brassicales; Brassicaceae
Source: the annotation of a GenBank genome assembly